Molecule: messenger RNA, 735 nt
Organism: Magnolia sinica
Lineage: Eukaryota; Viridiplantae; Streptophyta; Magnoliopsida; Magnoliales; Magnoliaceae
Product: signaling peptide TAXIMIN 2
Exons: 2
Coding region: 265-486 (73 amino acids)
Source: RefSeq, a predicted model, not a curated record
CUAGCCAAGGUCAAAAACAAACAACCCAAGAAAAUUACCAUAUUAUCCCUAUAGUCUUUAAAUUGAAUGAGGCCGUCCAAGGGUGUUUUGGUGAACUACAGAAGCGCAGAUUCGUCAACGUUUAAAAAUUAAAACCGCGUGGCCAAAAUAGGGAACCUUUCGAACAAAGCACCGCUUUAAAAUAAAACGGUUAGAUAUCUCCUCACAUACACCGAAACCACCCUGUGUAAACCGAGAAGACGGAGAAGACAAAGAAGAAGAGCAAUGGAAGACUGCAGACCGUUGGGCUUCUUGAUUGGUCUACCCUUCGCUCUUGUGGCAUUGAUCUUGGCCCUUUUGGGUGCAGUUAUAUGGGUCCUCGGGACGUUGUUGAGUUGCCUGUGCCCAUGUUGCAUCUGUUUCGCAGGACUAGCGAAUUUCGCAGUCAGUCUUAUAAAGCUUCCUGUCAGAGUGAUUAGAUGGUUCAUUUAUCAAAUCCCUUGUUGAAAUUUCUCAUGAUUUUCAGCUUUCUUUUUUUUUUUUCUCUCCCUUUGAGUUGAUUCUUGGAAAGAUUUAUUUAAUUAGUUUUUUAAUUGGAUCUUUUGUGAUUAAUUGAAUUUUAGACAAGUCUAUAAUAUUAUUUGUCCUAGGUUUUGUGGACAAUCCAAUCUUGUAUCAGGAAAAUUAGAAGAUGGUUGAUUUUGGAUCUUUAGAAAAAAAAUUUCAAGUGUGGCCCACCCUAUGAUUUGUAUCAAA